UGUAAUUUUUUUAUACAUUUAAGUUCGAUUGAAAUUUUUAAAAUUGUUAUGCUGAAUAGCUCGUAAAUAAAUUUAAGAAGUUUUAAAAUUUGUAUACCAGUUAACUUGGUGUAGAUAGUCACUCGUAGUAAAAAAGUUGUAACUGUGAUUGUAGCGAUUAAUUUUAAAUGGAGUGUCGGUGACUUCUCUAUUACCUAGGUUGUGCAAGCAAUGUUUUCAAGAAUUUUAAAUAUAAAGAAAGAAAAAGUUAUCACGCAAUGUGAAGAUCUAAGGAAAUCAGUAAAAGUAGAGAAAGAGUUUCAAGCUAUCCCUAGCAAACUUCCAAUAUUGGAUAAAGAUAGGAUUCGUAUUCUUAUUUAUAAAGACGCGGAGCCUAGAGGAGAUAGAACUCUGCUUUUUGAUUCUGAUGCUCUUCAGAAUGCAGCUAUAAAUGAACACUCAGAGUCAAAAAAAGAAAAGUCAAAAGAACAAGAAGAAUUAAAGCAGAAUGCAGAAUCAAAGACAAAAUUCAAACUUAAAAAGCCAAGUUCAGAUGUUAAAAUGCUAGGUGAAAUGAUUUUUGGAUCAGUCGCAAUGAUCUAUAAAGGAGCAAUUGUAAAAAUUCAUAUAAUCAGAUCACCUCCACAGCUCUUAAUGACAAAAGUGUUUGCUCUACGUUCAAGAAAUCAUGAAGUAAAUUUAUGUGAUUCUAAUUUGUCUUUGGAUUCUUUACAUAUGUGGCAAUCUGAUUCGGCAGAUUCAUCAAGUUCAGAAAGUAUAAUGAGAACCUUAUCUAAAUCAUCUGCUGUUAGCCAUCCAAUUCCUACACCAGUGCAACCUUCAUUUUUAUCAAAAUCUAAAAGUGUUAAUGGUUAUUCUUUAAGUGACUGCUACAAAAGCUCCUCUUUAGUUUCAGAAAAAAGUAUGUCUUCCCCAAAUGGUUGUUUACAGACACGUUUUCAUCGGUUUCAAAAAACUAGCCUAGACUUACCAAAUCUAUGGAGAUCAAAAUCAGAGAGUUCUGAUGAGGGAACUUAUAAACAGCAACCAAAGAUUGGUAUUGGUAUUAUAUUUAAACAAUGGAAUACUGCUGAAGAAAAUAAGGCUUUUCAGACAUUCUUCUUUUCUCAUUUUGCCCUUAUUGAAUGGCACUUACAAGCACUUCGCAUAAAGAUUGAAAAGUCGUUUUAUCUACAUAACAAUUUUAUGAAAGCAUCUAUUGCAGGUGUGGAGUGUUUUAAGGAAGAUAUUUUGAACCUUUUUUGCACCCCAAGAAUUUUGGAGCCAACUUGGUUGAGUCUAAUGACUUCUGAUGAUACACAUAAUAUUGAAAAUGUUAACAAUUUUAUGGAAUCUUUUAUGAACAUUGCAAAUGUCUGUGAAAAAAAAGAAACUAAUUACUUCUUGUCUAUAUUAUUGACGGCAGUGCUUUCCCAUCAUACUUCUUGGGUUGCAACUGUUAUGUCUAGUGGACUUACAUCAAAGCGUGCUUUUAUGGACAAGCAUUCUUCAAAAGCUGUUGCUGUUUUAGCUAAAUGUCAUCCUUAUAAUCCAUUGUGGGCCCAAUUAUGUGAUAUGUAUGGUUCAGUAAGUGUUCCGCUAAAACUAGCUCGUACUGUUAUUGUUGGUCAAAAUAAAGCAUUUGUUUGCCAGCUGUUGCAAGUACUCACUUACUUUAUCAGAUGUAGCGAUGUCAAAGAAACAGUUAUGCAAAUGGUGCCAGAUGAGGAAAAGCAGUUAUCUUCAUUAGGUACCAGUUUUGAAGAGAGCACUUUAAAUUUUUCUUCAAAUACUCCGAAAAAUAUUAAAAGUUGGAUUGAGAAUAGUCAAACACCUACAGAAGUUUUUUGCAAUAAUAAAGAGUUUUUUAGUAAUAAUAUAUCAAAUAAAAAUAAGAAAUCUGAAUCUUUAUUAAAUAGCUUGUGUGAAAGACACUGUGACUGUAAUCUAUUACAAAAGACGAAAUCGGUUUUGCACCCACCAAUAAAUUGUUGCUCACAAUUAGAUAGUCAUAAAUGUUGUAGUGAUCACUUGAACUCUUUAACUGUCGUAAAUUGCAAAUCAUGUUAUAUUUGUGGUACAUUAGAAAAACUAAUGUAUGAUGUGUUUUGUGAACAUUGUAAGAAAAAUAAAAAUUUUAUAGGAGAUCUUUUAUGUCAGACUUGUUUUAAAUGUUUAGAAAAGUUAUAUAAAAACUCACAAGAUCUUUUAACACAAACUAAAUCUAAUAAAUCAUUUAUUUGCUAUUGUUGUCCUUCUAUAAGUCAAACAGAAUCUAAUAUUUCUGAUAAAUUUUACAGACCCCGUAAAUCUUCAGAUCCUAUACCUUGUAUUAGUCCUAAAUCUAAGUCAACAAGAAACAGUACUAAAAGUCACGAUAGUGGUACAGAAGAAAUGAACUUUAUUCCUUCCUUAAAUGAGAGAAGUGUUUCUUGUAACAGUUCCAUUAGUUCCCAUUCUUCUAGCAUUGCAGUUGCCGACAUGGAUUCAGAUUAUUGUAGUAUUGAUAAUGAUACAAAAAGAUUUUCUCUUAAAGAACAGUCUGGUUUCAAUUCAAACAAUAUUCAAGUUAGUGAAUCAUCAGGAACACUUAAAAAUAUAGAACUAAAUUUUCAGACAGAAAUAAUGCUUGAAGAAAAGCAAAGCACAUUAAGUAAAGAUUUGAAAAAAAUGUGCUUAAAAGAACUUUCCAUGCCAAGAACUCAUCAAACCAUAGAAAAAAAAAGAGACAGUCUAGAUACUUCUUAUAUGACUUUUGGAAGGUCUUUGCUUGCUGGAUACUCUGAAAACUACACUUCCAAUUUUGUCCUUCAAGGUGUCGCUAAACUAAACAAAGAGAAAUUAGCUAUAGACUUGAAAAAUUCAGUUCAGUAUUCUGUAUUAGAUGAAGUGGCUUCUGAUGCAAUAUGCAUUGUGGCAAAUGUAGACAACUGGACAUGCGAAACAUGGAGUUUAACAAGGAGAACUAAUUCUAGCAACCUCAGCAUAAGUGAAAGUUUAAAUACAAAAAGUGUUUUUGCAUCAGAUUUGGUGUCCUCUCUGGUUGAAUCUACCAAAGGAUUAUGGGAACUAAAAUUUUCACCAAAUUCGUGUUUGCUCCAUGUUGAAGAACAACUAAAAGAUAUUUACAAUCGAGGAAAGGUUCUUGUGGAGUUUGCAAAGUUAAAUCCUGAAAAUGUUUUAUCAGCAUAUGUUCAAUCAUCUGGCUAUCAUUCAAAUGAUGUAGAUCUUUUGACUGCCGUUGGAUCAACAUACACUUUCAAUGAUGGACACGUUUUUUAACUUAAAAUAUAAUUUAUAUAUAGUUUGUAAUAUGAAUAUUUGUGCAUUUGUACAUGAAUGUAUAUUAUUUAUUUUAUAGUUUAUCUUGUAAAAUCUUUUUACAAAUUAAGGUCUUUUGUUUAUUGACCGUUUAUAUUGUACAAAUAUUGAAAAAGUAUUUAUUUUUGUAGUUUACAUCUGAAACAUCUUAUUUAUUGAA
Molecule: messenger RNA, 3460 nt
Organism: Hydra vulgaris (swiftwater hydra)
Lineage: Eukaryota; Metazoa; Cnidaria; Hydrozoa; Anthoathecata; Hydridae
Product: folliculin-interacting protein 1
Cellular component (GO): cytoplasm
Molecular function (GO): ATPase inhibitor activity; protein-folding chaperone binding
Source: RefSeq, a predicted model, not a curated record